AUGGGGUAGGCUACUUUAUAUUCCACUGUGUUUUGUAUUUUUGUUAUUGAGUUGAAGAGUCUGUGGUGGUUGCUUCACUUUCGGUCUUCAAAUAUGAAAUUAAAACGUAUUUCAAAUGAUUUACCGCUGGAUGCCGCUAGUCUAUUCUAUUCUAAGAUAAGGCUAUCAUAUCCCAUCUCACACUGAUCUGUCUAUUAUGACCACCCCCCUGUAGGGAACAGGAAAGCUGUGCAGUUGGACUCACAGAACAGGUGAGAGAAUAUCUCCACUUUCCAUGUGCUCAUCUCUUUCAUUUACAGAAUCAUUUUUUUCUUCGUUCCCUUGAUUGAUUAGUUAAUUCACAAUGAUAGAACUGACAUUACGGUAUUAUGUUAUGUUUUAUCCCCUUUUUUUUUGUGAUGACACAUUCAAAGUGAAAACAUUGUGAAUUUAUUGCGUAGUAUCAUGAUAGUACUAUACUCUUGACUUCUGUAGUUACACUAGUUUAGUGUAAUAUUCUGUGUUCCAUGGCUAAAUGUAAUGCCUCAAGGCUUGUGAGGAGAAUCCCUUUUGAGGAUUAUCUGAAGACGUGGACAAAGAUGGCCACAACUAAAGCUGGCUCGUGGAUGAGGAAUGAAUGUAUGUAUUUCUAUCUAAAUACACAAACUCCUCAUGAUUAGGAGUUAGCCUGUUAAAAGAUGAUGAUACAAGUUACUAUGAGUGCUACCUGAUGUUGUAUUCCAGCCCUGGAGGAUCUCAUCAAGCGCCCAGAGACCUUUGCCAUGUAUUAUGGGUCACCAGACAAGGAAUCUCCCAUGGGUCCACAGCGUGAAACGUAAGUCUGUUUACUCUGAAGAUAAAGAAGGUUACCUCUUGGCUUGUAUUGCUGUGUAAGAUUGCUGGUUAAAACACAUAUACUGUCGGUACCUGUCUGAUUUCCCAUAGCUGCUGCCUUUCCAAUAUGGUUGGGUUUUGCAUUGUCUUUCCAGAAUUCCAUGGCUUUUAUAAACCCAUGCGAUACAAAGGCAAACAUCUCAAUCAUUCGCAAAUGGAAACGUAUUUCUCUUGUUUUUUUUUUAACUCUCAAAUAACCAGAUGUGCUUUGUGACAGGUUCAGAGCCUUAAUAACCAGAUGUGCUUUGUGACAGGUUCAGAGCUUUAAUAACCAGAUGUGCUUUGUGACAGGUUCAGAGCUUUAAUAACCAGAUGUGCUUUGUGACAGGUUGAGAGCCUUAAUAACCAGAUGUGCUUUGUGACAGGUUGAGAGCCUUAACAACCAGAUGUGCUUUGUGACAGGUUCAGAGCCUUAAUAACCAGAUGUGCUUUGUGACAGGUUGAGAGCCUUAACAACCAGAUGUGCUUUGUGACAGGUUCAGAGCUUUAAUAACCAGAUGUGCUUUGUGACAGGUUCAGAGCCUUAAUAACCAGAUGUGCUUUGUGACAGGUUCAGAGCUUUAAUAACCAGAUGUGCUUUGUGACAGGUUCAGAGCUUUAAUAACCAGAUGUGCUUUGUGACAGGUUCAGAGCCUUAAUAACCAGAUGUGCUUUGUGACAGGUUCAGAGCUUUAAUAACCAGAUGUGCUUUGUGACAGGUUGAGAGCCUUAACAACCAGAUGUGCUUUGUGACAGGUUCAGAGCCUUAACAACCAGAUGUGCUUUGUGACAGGUUCAGAGCUUUAACAACCAGAUGUGCUUUGUGACAGGUUCAGAGCUUUAAUAACCAGAUGUGCUUUGUGACAGGUUCAGAGCCUUAAUAACCAGAUGUGCUUUGUGACAGGUUCAGAGCUUUAAUAACCAGAUGUGCUUUGUGACAGGUUGAGAGCCUUAAUAACCAGAUGUGCUUUGUGACAGGUUGAGAGCCUUAAUAACCAGAUGUGCUUUGUGACAGGUUGAGAGCCUUAAUAACCAGAUGUGCUUUGUGACAGGUUGAGAGCCUUAACAACCAGAUGUGCUUUGUGACAGGUUCAGAGCUUUAAUAACCAGAUGUGCUUUGUGACAGGUUCAGAGCCUUAACUACCAGAUGUGCUUUGUGACAGGUUGGGAGCCUUAAUAACCAGAUGUGCUUUGUGACAGGUUGAGAGCCUUAACAACCAGAUGUGCUUUGUGACAGGUUGAGAGCCUUAACAACCAGAUGUGCUUUGUGACAGGAUCAGAGCCAUAAUGUAUGGUACCGUGCGCCAGCCUAAGAAGACAGAACCAGUGAGUGAGGGGAGACAGGCGAGGAUGGACCAAAUGAGAAAGAUUUACCUCCUCUACAGAGCACCAGGUAAGUCCAUGAUGAAUUCAGUGUGUGUGUGUGUGUGUGUACUUUGAGCAGUGACAGAGCCCAUAUUUUAUGUGUGUCCUUGUAGACAUGCUGGCCCCUCAGGUGAGUGUGCAGGGAGACACCAUGUUCUCCAGGGAUCUCUGUAGAGCCCAUGACAGACAGCAACAGGACCUCUGGGAGAACGAGGUGGACAAACUGGUGGCCUGGACACACUCACUGUCAUUCGAGGAGUUGGAGGACUGA
Messenger RNA from Coregonus sp. 'balchen', 2488 nucleotides. The record is from the annotation of a GenBank genome assembly. Lineage: Eukaryota; Metazoa; Chordata; Actinopteri; Salmoniformes; Salmonidae.